Messenger RNA from Cavenderia fasciculata, 2505 nucleotides. Its product is annotated as ADP-ribosylation like factor. Gene Ontology annotation, molecular function: GTPase activity; GTP binding; protein binding. Lineage: Eukaryota; Evosea; Eumycetozoa; Acytosteliales; Cavenderiaceae. Gene Ontology annotation, cellular component: lysosome; phagocytic vesicle; late endosome. Gene Ontology annotation, biological process: phagosome-lysosome fusion. The coding region runs from base 1 to 2505 and encodes 834 amino acids. The record is from RefSeq and is a predicted model, not a curated record. The transcript has 5 exons.
AUGGGAAAUGAAGAAAGUAAAUCAAAGAGGUUGGAUAUUAUAAAUGAUGAAUCGGUCAUUGGAAAUGACGUUCAUAUUCAUAACAAGGUCAGAUCGAAAUCUACUCCUCCUCUGUCAUCAAUUCACAAAGGUGUAGCUAAUAAGGAUAAUCAUCAUCAUCAUCAUAAUCAUCAUUCUACACCAUCGACACCAAAUGCAACCGAUAAUAUUACAGAACUCCACAAUACCAAUACCAAUCAACUAUCAAUGAGUGAAGAUGCAGAAAUCAUGACAGACGACGAGUCAACAUAUAGUAUCAAUUCUUCAACCAAUGAAUUACCCGAACCUCAACAACCAUCUUCAACUCAAGUUCCACCAACUCAACAACAACCUCAACCAACACCUAAUAUUAACAAUAUAAAGACAAAAUCACAAAGUCUAGCUGAACCUGGUUCAAGUGGAAGUAGUGCUGCAAAUGGUAAAUCGUCUUCCUCAUCAUCAUCAUCAACGACAACAGGUAGUAAUGGUGAUUAUACAAAUACAUCAAUUAGUAAUACAUUAGACAAGAAUAACUCUGAACUAAGUGUAAUGUUGAAAUCAUUACAAAUCAUUGAAAAAGGAAGAUAUAGUUCAUUUAUUAAAUGUGUCAUAUUGGGUUCAAAUGGAGUUGGUAAAACAUCAUUUAUGAGAAGAUUUUCAUCUGGAGAAUUUGAUCCAGAAGAGACAACUACGAUUGGUGCAAUUAGAACAUUACACGAGAUUCAUUACAAUACAUUAUCAUUGUCAUUGGAGAUUUGGGAUACUGGAGGUCAUCCAAGAUUGUCUGGAUUACUACCAUUCUAUCUUAAAAAUUGUAAUUGUAUCAUUGUAAUGUUUGAACUUGGAUCGAUCGAUUCAUUUUAUAAAGCAAUCUCUACUAUUUCAAAAACAAAGAAAAUGGUUCCAGAAGGUACAUUUUUCUUAUUGGUUGCAAAUAAAGCCGAUUUAUCAACACAAAGAGCAGUAUCAGAUGUUAAAAUAUCAAUGGCAUGUUCAGAAGCAGAGAUUGGAUGUUGGUGUGAGAUAUCGGCGAGAACAGGAUAUAAUAUUCAUGAACCAUUCCAUAUGAUAUCGCGGCACAUAAUUACAAUGGUCAAUGCACUUAAAAAUAAUCAUCAAAUUGAAAAACUGUACACUUCGACGAUGAUGGGUGGUAGAAAGACAUCGCAUACCGACGUGGACUCACUUUCCAUCCUCACGUCUCGCGACAUGUCAUUGAUUAAAAACAAUAUGUAUUCAUGUGUUGAACGGUCGUUUAAACCAAACGCAAACUCUGAUUUGCCAUUGAUGGUCGUCCUUAAGCUGGAUGUACUCAAAAUCAUAAUCGAAGAGACAAAUGGCAACAUUUUCAACAAAUUCCUUUCAAAACGAACCAUUCAAUUUAAAGAGUCGACAUCAGCAGCAGCAUCAUCUCUAUCAUCAUCCACUUCAUCAUUGUCAGUUUCAACCGAUCAACAACCACCACCACAACCACCACAACAACCAUCACCAAACAGUUCACAGACAUCCUACGAUGGAUCAUAUUCGGCUGGCAGCAGCGCCACCGGAUCAGGUGAGUUUAACCAACCGAAUCCACCACCCUCUGAAUACAAAGGUCACUUUUGUUUGGUCAUUGAUAAAUAUCACCCAAAGAGAAUGGAAAUCAAAAGAUUGACUUCACCAAAUUCAUCUCCUAUCCUCUCUCAACCCGAAAGAUAUGAUAUGGUUUUCAUUUGUGAAUAUAGAGAUCAUCUUGUAAAAACUUUUAAAACUAUUUGUUCUGCAAAUGUUCCAAUUAUUGAAGGAACAAAAGGAGGAGAUAGAAAUGAUUUUUUAUAUACAGUUAAAGAAUACCUUAGGAUGAAUCAAAAGGAAAUUGAUCCAUUGAUAGAAUACCAAAUUACCAAUACAACUUCGACACAAACAUCAUUUGACAAGUUGGAUCUAUCAAAACUAUUAAAAGACGAGAGACAAAUCAUGGCAAUUUCAAAGGCAUUGGAUUGGAAUGGAUCCAUUACAAAGCUAGACCUUUCAUUUAACCAAUUUGAUCUACUAGACGCCAAAGUAUUGAUAGAUCUAUUCAAUGCAAUUUCAAACUCUACUUCAAUCAUUCACUUGGAUCUUUCAAAUAAUAAUAUUGGUUCUUCAAAACAUAAAAAUCUUUUAAUUGAAUUUAUUAAACCAUCAUUAAAAUUACAAACAUUGAUAUUAAAUUCAAAUGAUUUAUGUAGUACUACUAAUCUAAUAUCACAAUCUUUAUCAUUCAAUACUGAAUUGGUAACACUUGGAUUAUCAAACAAUGGAUUAAAGAAUUCAAAUGCUCAAUCGAUUUCUCAAAUGUUGCAAUCCAACAAGACCAUGGAGGUAUUGGAUCUUUCAAAUAAUUCCAUUGAAGAAGAAGGAGCAUUAUUCCUUUUGAAAGCAAUGGAAGUUAAUACUACACUAACUAAAUUACAUUUACAAGGAAAUAAGGGUAUUUCAUCAAAAACUAUGACUCUUUUACCUUAA